Eimeria maxima is the source of this 1905-nucleotide messenger RNA. RefSeq lists its product as hypothetical. The record is from RefSeq and is a predicted model, not a curated record. NCBI's taxonomy places the organism in Eukaryota, Apicomplexa, Conoidasida, Eucoccidiorida, Eimeriidae. The coding region runs from base 1 to 1905 and encodes 634 amino acids. The transcript has 18 exons.
AUGCACAGCUUGUCUAUAGAUCCCAACCUGCUGCAGAUAAGGCUUGGAUAUGAACCGUGCCUCGGCCGGAUGGAGACACACCUAAUCAAACUAAUGACAGAAGACGAACUCAACAGGUGGAGCCACGGCCUGGCCUACGGAGGCUUCCUGCGGACUGCUGCAGCAUCUGCGCCGCCGCCGCUGCCUUCGGCGCCUCCCUCCAGCCGGCCGCCUUCAGUUCGAGAAGAGGAAAUUCUUGUCAACGUCUCUGUGCCAGAAGGAGUGGCAUUUGACGGGGUGCCUACUUCGAGGGAGAGACAUGAUGGACACAUCCAGUACAACGAGGCGCGGAAUGUUCUGAUAAUUACAUCGCCUGAUGACACGAGUCCUUUGACGAUUCCAUGCUCUUUGGUGACCAUGUCAGUGGACAAAGACGCGCACGCCAUCACCUUCAAGUCGGCAGAGGCAAGCACCACCACCGCCCAAGAACCCGUACACCCGAACCCACUCGCAGCUGUGGCGGGAGCAGGAAAGUACUAUCAACCACCUGCCAAGUUGACGCCACCUCCUUCACCAAAGGAGCCCGAAGAAAGUACAGAAAAACCCAAGCCGCCAGAAGAUGACGAGGUGUUUGUGAUACGGGACGGGUAUUUGAUGCUUUUCGAGAAGGCGGGGGAUCCCCAGCCUAUCCUUAAGCUGCACAACGCCGAUUGUGUGACGCUUGCUGAUGCCACCAACCGGGAGUUUGUUAUUACCCACAAACCCGGGACUCCAGAAGAAGAAACAUACGUAUUUUCCUUUCCUACUGAUGAAAUUUAUCAAGGGUGGUAUAACAAGCUUGAAGAGAAUGGGUUCCUCAGGCGCAAGGGAGACCAGCGAGGCAGGACAGCGAACCAAGUGGGAGUGGUGUCAAAGGGUUGUUUGGAGCUGUACAAGGACUACGGUGCUCCUCAGGCUAAACCCGUCAUUACUCUUAUGGCAAACCGCUGCAGUGCCACGGCCAGCCGAGAAAGACGAGAAAUAAGAAUAAUUCACACCAACCCCUCAGGGAAACGGGAAAGGAUAACGCUUGACUGUGCCAGCUUGGCGGAGUUUGACAGGUGUAGCAUAAACUCCCUGCACCGUACAGUACUGACUGCCAUAUGUUUUACCUUCUUGUACGAUUGGGUGUGUGGUGCGGGGGCGUAUAUCUUCAGAUGGAAUGUUGCUCUUCAUUUUGGCAAUUUCCUGAAGGGUGAAGACUUGCAGGUAAUUCGCAACCUUUCGUCUCAAGACCGUUUUUGCAUGCGCACUAGGGGUCUCGAUAGAUCCGAAGCCCCAAAGAUUGCUCCCAGCGAGACCGUUGUAUACGUAUUUCCUAUAAACAUGUUUGAAGACGCAUCGGGAAGAAAGUCGGCGCUGUUAAUCGAAAACAGAAUGAUAAUGCUAUUUCCGACUCCCGAUGCAACCGACCCUAUUUUGUGUUUCCAUGCCAACGAGUGCGAGGUGCAACCUGUCAUCGCUCAGCGGAAGCUUCGGGUGUAUGUAAAUAGGAACACAAGGAGAGAACAACGCAUAGACUUCAUUCUGCCUCUUGCUAAAGAUCUUGACCGGAAGGGGCUCAUGGCAGUUUACAAGAGCAAGUUUGAGCCUCCCAGGAAAGCUACUGUGACAUCCCCAGACUCCCGAGAGAGGUGGGAGUUUGCGUUGAAGUUGACGGGAUUCAAGCCGUUUUCCACAGUGCAGCUUCCGCGCUUUUUCCUUCCUCAGAUAAUUUACGGUUUUGUUGCCGAAGAAGCUUCCGAACUAAGAAAAGAGGGCCUCCUAGGUAACGCAAGGGCUGCUUUGGGGCUGCUGAACUUGCAGAGAGAAAACCGAGGUUCCACCUUUCAAACGGACCAGCAAACGCAUCGCUCUCAGCCCCGCAGCGACUCUGGCAGCCGCUAA